AUGAAGCGCCGGCCGGUCGAGCAGCUUGUCUAUGAGUGCAUGAUCCCACGACCCAAACAGUCGGAUCCACCAAACUUUCCUAGCAUUCUCAACCAGUAUCUUGUAAUCGAAGUCCGGCAAGAGGUCCUCGCAUUCUACGGACACAUCAACACACAGGAAGCCCGAUACCCAGGUCUCGACUAUUGCCAUCCCGUUCACCGCAUUCGACUCAGUCGCUGGCCAUGGCACCGCCGCCUGUUCCGUGCCUUCGAUGCCCUUCAGCUCACCUCGGCUGAGGUAGCCGGCCUGACACAUUGGGAGGGCACGAAGUGGGCCAAGGAACGAUACGAGAAGGAGCAGGGCAUCACCAUUCGUGAUACCGCGGGCGACGGUCUACCGGACUGGCGAGAACCUGGCAGUCGCUGGCGGGCAGCAGCGUCCAGACGGGCGACCGGCUCAUCGCCUGGCUACGAUAUCAUAUCGAGCAUCGGACUGCAGCUGAACGAACGGCUUCUGGAGCGGGUGGCCGCCCAUAACGCUGGCGAUACCUCACAGCCCCUGGACGAAGACUGGGAGCAGUGGCUGAAGAAUGCCAUCGAGACUGGCAACCUCUCGCUGGUUGCUGAACACAUCGACCGUCUGACGGCUGCGCCGACGGCAGCCUCGAUCCCGGAAGAUUCCAGCCCGGAAGAUUCUACCGCCUUCGGUUCGCCCAGAAGGCACCGACCCACAGGGUCGGACGGCUGGAACAAUGUGCCCAUUCUUUUUCGGGAUGUGGUCAGCGAUACCUUCUACGCCGAGGUGGAAGCGGCUCUUGACUCGCCACCACUCCAAGAGGCUGCUUCUCCAGCGCCUUCAAUGGCGCCGCGUCGUACCUACUCGCACUUGCGUCUCCCUGCCAACGAGCGUUCCCGCUCGGGCUCGAACGGUGCUGCUUUCUGA
This is a messenger RNA of Grosmannia clavigera kw1407, 921 nucleotides long. RefSeq lists its product as uncharacterized. The coding region runs from base 1 to 921 and encodes 306 amino acids. The record is from RefSeq and is a predicted model, not a curated record. NCBI's taxonomy places the organism in Eukaryota, Fungi, Ascomycota, Sordariomycetes, Ophiostomatales, Ophiostomataceae. The transcript is spliced from 2 exons.